UUUUUGUAUUUCGGAGGUGAUGGCGACAGUGUAUCCAGCUAAUCGACACGGUUUUCUAGCACUGUCCACACUGCUUCAGAGGGCACUCACAGAGAGUGCAGUCAGUUCGCGAUUGAUUCGAUUACGGUGCGGAUGUUGUGUAUGAUACAAUCAUCGAGUUUUUGUAUCUCACGCAUUGAAAGUGAUGUGAUUGUAUAGCGUCAUAAUAUUAUUCGGAAUUACGGUGUUUUUCUUCGCACAGGUGUUUGUGAGUAGCUAAAAUUUUUUAAAGCAAUUGUAAAAGCAAGAGAAAUAAUUACAAAAACGGGGGAUUCCCAUUUGUGUUUUGUGUGUAGCUGUGUGUCGAGAAAAGUACGUGUACGUGAAAAUAAAGUAAUAAUAAUAAAAUUACGAAUCAAGAAGAAGCUAAAUAUCAAAUAUUUUGAUAAGUAAAACGCAGAACCAGAAUUCGGCUACAGAGAAAGAGAGAGAGAGAGAGUGUGUGUUGUUGCCGGUUUCAGCCAUCAGCAGUGGAGCACCGCUGAAAUUGUAGAGUGAGAGUGAACAGUGAGCGAACGGAUAAAGAGCAAGAGAUUUUGGACAAUAAAGAAGAGUCGGGUAGUAACCCCAAACAUACACGCUGGCGGAAAUGUCGACAGAACGGGAACUAACUCCCGGUGGACCCCCACAGAUGCUUCCACUUUCCUAUUCGGAUUUGGCAAACCACAUUCAGAUGAACGGGGUCAACAUAAUCAGUAAAAACUUCAGCGAAACACCAUGGAAUACUUCGCCGCCAAGGCCUCCAAGUCCGACUCAGUCGCAGACCAGCUUCGAUACACUCUCACCUCCUCCAACUGGUGCCACAGUGAAUCCCACUCCCGUAUCAACCACUGCUGGAGCGCAGAAUGUGGCCACCAGCGCGCUCGGGGUGGUCCCAGCGACUCCGCCCGCUCCACCAGAUCUGCCAGUGUUUACUUGUCCCCGGCGACCGAAUCUGGGGCGCGAGGGUCGUCCGAUCGUACUCCGUGCCAACCACUUCCAAAUUACGAUGCCUCGCGGUUUUGUUCAUCACUACGACAUCAACAUCCAGCCGGACAAGUGUCCCCGGAAGGUGAACCGGGAGAUCAUCGAGACAAUGGUGCAUGCGUACAGUAAGAUGUUCGGCGCGCUGAAGCCAGUGUUCGAUGGACGAAAUAAUCUUUACACCCGAGAUCCGCUGCCGAUCGGGAAUGAUCGUGUGGAGCUGGAAGUGACGCUGCCCGGUGAGGGUAAGGAUCGUGUUUUCCGUGUCACCAUCAAAUGGGUGGCACAGGUUUCGUUGUUCAAUCUGGAGGAGGCUCUCGAGGGUCGUACCCGGCAGAUUCCGUACGAUGCGAUUCUAGCGCUGGAUGUGGUUAUGCGACAUCUUCCAAGCAUGACGUACACUCCGGUAGGCAGAAGUUUCUUCAGCUCGCCAGAUGGCUAUUAUCAUCCUCUUGGAGGCGGUCGUGAGGUAUGGUUUGGUUUCCAUCAGAGUGUUCGUCCAUCCCAAUGGAAGAUGAUGUUAAACAUUGAUGUCUCGGCAACUGCGUUCUACAAGGCCCAACCGGUGAUUGAGUUCAUGUGCGAAGUCUUGGACAUAAGGGACAUCAAUGAGCAACGUAAACCGUUGACCGACUCGCAGCGUGUCAAAUUCACCAAGGAAAUUAAGGGGCUCAAAAUUGAAAUCACACACUGCGGUACGAUGCGUAGGAAGUAUCGCGUCUGCAAUGUGACCCGACGUCCAGCACAAAUGCAAUCGUUUCCACUGCAACUGGAAAACGGUCAGACAGUGGAAUGCACCGUUGCCAAGUACUUCCUUGACAAGUAUAAGAUGAAACUGCGAUAUCCACAUCUACCCUGUCUCCAAGUCGGUCAAGAGCACAAGCACACCUAUCUCCCGCUGGAGGUUUGCAAUAUUGUAGCCGGACAGCGUUGCAUUAAGAAGCUCACCGAUAUGCAGACGUCCACGAUGAUCAAGGCAACAGCCAGAUCGGCUCCGGAUCGCGAACGCGAAAUCAACAACCUCGUGCGUCGGGCUGAUUUCAAUAAUGACGCCUACGUGCAAGAGUUUGGGCUUGCGAUUUCCAACAGUAUGAUGGAGGUGCGUGGUCGUGUGCUGCCACCACCGAAGCUACAGUAUGGAGGGCGCGUUUCCAGUAUGAGCGGACAAUUACCAUCUGGUCCACAGAAUAAGGUGAGCUUAGCAUUACCAAACCAAGGGGUUUGGGACAUGCGAGGCAAACAAUUUUUCACUGGCGUCGAGAUCCGUGUUUGGGCGAUUGCCUGCUUUGCACCCCAGCGAACCGUCCGGGAGGAUGCUUUGAGGAACUUCACCCAGCAAUUGCAGAAGAUAUCCAACGACGCAGGGAUGCCAAUUAUUGGACAGCCGUGCUUUUGCAAGUACGCAACCGGACCGGAUCAGGUGGAACCGAUGUUUAGAUAUCUGAAGAAUACCUUCAACCAGCUGCAGCUGGUGGUUGUUGUACUGCCGGGAAAGACACCGGUUUAUGCUGAAGUCAAACGCGUUGGAGAUACCGUGCUGGGAAUGGCAACCCAAUGUGUGCAGGCUAAAAAUGUCAACAAAACGUCACCGCAAACUCUGUCUAAUCUCUGUUUGAAGAUCAAUGUGAAACUGGGUGGAAUAAAUUCUAUCCUCGUGCCAUCUAUCAGACCAAAGGUAUUUGACGAACCGGUGAUUUUCCUGGGAGCAGACGUCACUCAUCCUCCUGCCGGUGACAACAAGAAACCCUCUAUUGCAGCCGUGGUCGGAUCGAUGGAUGCCCAUCCGUCGCGCUAUGCUGCGACGGUUCGAGUGCAGCAGCACAGACAGGAAAUUAUCCAGGAGCUAAGCAGCAUGGUACGAGAGCUGCUUAUUAUGUUCUACAAAUCGACGGGAGGUUUCAAACCACACCGAAUCAUUCUCUACCGGGAUGGUGUUUCGGAGGGACAGUUUCCGCAUGUGUUGCAGCAUGAGCUAACGGCGAUUCGUGAAGCUUGCAUCAAGCUGGAGUCCGAAUACAAGCCGGGCAUUACAUUUAUCGUGGUGCAGAAGCGUCAUCACACGCGGCUUUUCUGUGCGGAUAAGAAGGAGCAGAGCGGGAAGUCGGGUAACAUCCCGGCCGGUACAACGGUAGACGUGGGCAUUACACAUCCGACUGAGUUCGAUUUCUACCUGUGCAGUCACCAGGGUAUACAGGGCACCAGUCGACCAUCGCACUACCAUGUCCUGUGGGACGACAAUCACUUUGAGUCGGACGAGCUUCAGUGCCUCACGUAUCAGCUGUGCCACACAUAUGUCCGGUGUACCCGUUCGGUAUCGAUUCCGGCACCCGCCUACUACGCCCAUUUGGUGGCAUUUAGGGCUAGAUACCAUCUUGUGGAAAAGGAACACGAUUCCGGCGAAGGAUCUCACCAGAGUGGUUGCUCCGAGGAUCGAACUCCCGGUGCAAUGGCUCGUGCAAUUACCGUACAUGCCGAUACCAAAAAAGUUAUGUACUUUGCUUAAAGGAAGUAUUGUUUUAUCUGUUCAGUUUAUUAUUUCUUACUAACUUAUAUGGAACGUUUUACGAUGCGUUUUUUCGUAAGAUUUUCAGUAAUUGUACAUUCUAGUAGUACGCUAGAGAAGCACUAUUAUGUUGUAAAAUCCAGUCCUUAGAGGAAAACAAAAAAGUAGGGACACACCGCAUAGCAUUGAAUGGUGUGUGGCCAUAGUCAGGAUUAGCAGUUGAAAUUAUUUAAAUAAUUAUGGAAGGUAUUUCUGCUUCGGUUAAGCUAUAUUUAAAUUUGUUCUGGUACUGACGAGUUAGGAGAAUCAAACCUCAAGCAAAAGCAAAUUAUUUACAUUCAGUGGACAAACACUCGAGCAAUAGCAAUGCAAACGUCGUGUAUAGGUUCGAUUCAAUGAAAGUUCUUUUCUUUCUAAUGUUAUUUGUCACUAUGAUAUGGCAACUCUUUGCAGUUUUGUAGGUUAUAUUUACUUAUUUACUAGGCAACACGUACACGCAAACACCAAGGAAGGUUUCUUUAAAAAUUAGUUUACUUUUGCUCAAAGACGUAUCACAUCUUAUAGGUUUCGAAUGGCUUUAAUCCAAAAAGAAAACAAAAAAUUUCAAGCUUCCAAUUUAGUUUUAAACUAGUGUACGGCUAUAAUAGUGAAGGCACCUUUUUCACAAAUGUGUAUCAAUCAGCUUUUAAGUUCUGAGGCUUUCCGACGUGAAGUUUCACAAUGGUUAACACUUAUUAUCAUUACUUAGCGUUUUAUAUCGAACUUUUAAAUUUCUGGUUCGUUAGUUUAUUGUAUUUUUUUCUCUCAAAUUGAAAUGUGCGGAAGAAAAAAAAAAACUAGGAAACAAAUUAUUUCCAAUAAAGAAUACACACUAACAGCUUUAAAAUAAAUCUCUUACGGAAACUGUAUAAACAAAGGAACACUUUUUAGGGAACAAUCUCACCCAGAUGCAAUAGAAUAAAUUUUAGACAUUCCUCAAAUCAGACAAUCGCGCAUGUCGAAAGCUGUAGUAAGCAGCCAACUAUCUCCGACGUCUGGUAGAGCAAAUUAACAAGAAGCAAAGAGAACGCAAACUAUUUCAUCUGUUUUUUUGUUGUUAAUGUGUUUUAUUUUUAAUCGAAAGCGAAGCAAGAAAAAGUAAACAAAGUACUCAAGCAGUUUAACUUAUGGAAGCGACAACAAGCAUGUAACAAGAAAUCAAACAAGGGAGUAAUUUUAUAAGUAGUUAAAAUCUAUUAAUUUCUUAUUGCUCGGAGGGGAACAGAAAUGGGGGACAUAAGCUAUUAUUAAUUAUUUUUUCUGUUCUGCCGAAGAGCAAGGGAGGAGAAGAAGAAGAAGAAAGAAGCCAAUCCCAAGUGAGAGCCCUAGUGGGAACUUAAUGCUAAAUGCUCCUUGCGCAAAGAAAACUGAACGAAGCCAACCACUAAACUUCAAAUAUGGGAAAACAAUUAUUCGAUAGUAAGCAUAGUAGUAGUUGUACGCUAAUAGCUAGUUAGUAAGUCGGUCACAAAAAAUGAGGAAAUAAUAACUCUUACACCGUUAUUGUAUAGGAUAAAUAAAACAAGCAUCUUCUGAUAGAAGUAAAUCUCUAAAUGUUUAUAAAUAGCAUCAACCAUAAUAAAAGACGGUAAGCCACAUCAAACUCCAUACACAACCACUGAUUUAUCAAUCAUAGCAACCGGAUCAAAUCAAUGUGGACGAAUAGUCUAAUAGAACAAGUGGAGGCAAUACACAACACUACACACGGAAAUAACAUAUUAGUUUAUAAGAAUUUUAACAAAGUCAAAUAUUAACUCUGUAGGGUGAACAAUGGGAGAUGUGAACAAAGCAAAACAGCAACAACAUAGUAAACAACAUUCGAAUACAAAAAUUGGGAAACUUGAUCAGAGCGUUGUAAAAAAAUGCAAGUAUUGAAUACACAGCACAUAUACACGAAAAUCACAUUUGAUUACACCAACAUUGGAUGUUUUUAUUUGGAGUUUUUAGCAAGAAUAGGAAAUGUGGAGAAAAUACCAAAGUAAACGAAAGGACGAGAUAAUUAAGCGGAUAGUGUUUGAUAGGAUGCGAUCCUCAAGUUUUGAAUGGUACAGUUCGCCUACAUAGUCUUCUCAUAUCAGUUAACAAUCGAAAUACCUACUGGCGGGAAGUGUUAGUGUAUUGCUCUAUUUAUGCGAUUUCUUACACACUUUUUGCGACGUUAUAUGUUAUACGUUAAAAAGAUAAACAUGAUUGUCGUACGUAGAGUCCUUCGCUUUAUCGAAAGGGUAAAUUUUAAUAGUUGUUUCUGUGUUCCAUUAGGAUGACACUAUUCACGAUUAGCUAAAAUUUGAACGGUAAUUUCAAUCGUAAAUGCAUCAUUAAAAAUUAUAAGCGUUCACCGUGCUUCUACCCUCCAUUAAUGAUGUAGAACGGAUUACCGAUGUUACUGAUUGAUUUACUUCUCUAUCCCUGCCAGACCUAAUCGUCGGAUUCAAUGUUUCUGAUUAUAGGCUCUUGCGGCACCAAAAUCGUUGCACGAGUUUUAACAUUCCGAAUUAUUCUACACAACGAUGAAUAUGUCACGAUCAUGUGCCUGCGAUAGCUAAAACUGACGGCUUUAUUCUGCGCGGCGUGUGACGUGAGGUGACUACACUCACCUCACUUUACGUGACUUUUUUCACCCUAUUCUGAAAGUCGACUCGAGUGAGGUGAGAUUUACCAUUGCGGUUAAAUGGGCGUCUCACGUCACCCGAAGUGACUCUUCAGAAUAGGGAUCUUUAUGAGUGUGCGGGUUAAGACAUACGGCCUUAUUCUGCGCGGCGUGUGACGUGAGGUGACUAAACUCACCUCACUUUACGUGACUUUUUUCACCCUAUUCUGAAAGUCGACUCAAGUGAGGUGAGAUUUACCAUUGCGCUUAAAUGGGCGUCUCACGUCACCCGAAGUGACUCUUCAGAAUUGGGUGAGAAAAGUCACUUAGAGUGAGGUGAGAUUAGUCGUCUCACGUCACACGCCGCGCAGAAUAGGGCCGAUAUUCUGAUGCAGAUUAGUACCGUGAGUUAAUAUCUCAGUCUUUUUUCAAUUUUUUGGUCCAAAACUAUUGGAAAAAACAUUUUUUAGUUUGUUUCCUUUUAGGACAAUAACACAUCCAAACUCAUGCGACUUGCACGACUCUAUAGGUUGCCUUAUCAGAUCUACCAUAGUUUGCAGAUGAAACUUGGGAUGGCAGGCUGCUAGCGGAUUGACAAAGUACCAGAUCAUGCUGUGUGGGGUGCUGUCCCGGUUAACAAUGAGGCGAACGAGAUAUUUGCAGAUACGUCAUUUAGUAGGACAACUGUCAGUUUGCUGGUUGAAUUUAAUUUGGUUUUUUUAAAUUUAAAAAUCAUAAAAGAAUUAUUAAGGUUUAAGAAUGAUAUGAGUGUACUCGUAAGGACACCCGCUAUUAAUACAUAAGAAAAACUGGCACAAUUUUUGCAAAUUAAAGAUCCCUAUUGGGUGAGAAAAGUCACUUAGAGUGAGGUGGGAUUAGUCGUCUCACGUCACACGCCGCGCAGAAUAGGGCCGUGUGUAUCUGAUUUUUAACUGCAUUCAAUGGUCUAAUCGCAUGAAAUAUAAAAUUUCCAAAAAGAGGAGUCUGCAGUAUAGAAAUGCAAUUGAAUAAGGCUAGAUUCGAUUGAAGAAUUGCUUUUGAAUAAACCCUAAAUUCCCUUACUUUCUUCAUUGAACACAUUUUACGUCACGUUCUAGUUCACUCUUUCUCCUCCAUAUGCUAGAAUCUUUGACCGGUAUCUCGCUAAUUACACGAGCUUUCAAAGCGUCAAUAUGGUGUCACACAGUUUCUUCUUCUCACAAUAACAAAAUAUAUAACAAAAUAUACUGCACUUUUCGCUUAGUAACUGGAAGUAGGCACCAACGUUUCUUGAGCGUGCUUUGAAUACAGACUUGUAUCAGGAAUCAGAAUAUAUUGGCUCCAAUGGCACGUUCCCCGUUUGUAGAAAGGGAAUUUGGGCCUGACCGUGUCUUAUUCUGAUUUUCUAAGCGGAAAGAAAGGAGAAGGGGAAGGGAGGAAGUUGAAUUGGAAGGGUGGGAAAAAAUAGCGGAUUUAUAAACAAUCUCGCGCAACAGCUCGCAGCGGACAACUCAACAAACAAAAAAACUGAAAUUUUCCCUUGAUCGGACGACUGUUCUGCACAGUAUAGACUAUUAUAGUGAUUAAAAGUUUAAAUUUUAGGUAUUUUGGUCAUUUUUCAAAUAAAGUACUCUUUUUAGCAGUAAGUGCGUUAAUAACAUUGUAUAAUGAGAUUUUUAAAUACCAUGUCAAUGUGUUAAUGCAAGACUGAGGUUAAAUCGAGUGGAAUUUAUGACAAAUGACAUUAAAUUAGGUGGACAAAUGACAUUAAAUUAGGUGGAUAAUGUGCGUGUCUUUUUUCGGACACAUAUUUUUUCUAGUUAGGGGAAACUUUGCCACUGCCACCACUAUUCAGGUUAUCUUUUGUGGCCCCUGUUUGCUCUACAUGUUACAAAUUGCCCGAAUCCAAUGCAGUUGGAAUCGAGUUGUUUGUUUGUCCACAUGUGUCGUCCCAACCAGGAAGUACAUUAUUAAUGUACCUAAGUAUCCGUUUGGGACGGUUAUGCCAUACCUCGUGAGGCGUCAUAAGAUGGCUUCUGAAGUAUCGCUCCCCUCGAAAAAAUAGUUCUGUACGAUGGCAGAGAAUAUGUUCCGAGCUCUCGGGCUCGUAGUGACAGAAUCAACAAAUGUCAUCUUGACUUUUGCCAUUUUUUCAGAUGAGACCGUCAUGUAAAUAAACCUCUGAUUAUACGUAAAUCUUUUCUUUUUAGAUUCAUUAGUUUUUUGGCUCUCGUUGUAUCUGGAUGUAUGAAUUUCUUUGCUUGUCGAGCACUUUCUACGUUACGCCAGUCGUUUAUUAAUUUAUUAAUAGUGUUCUAGUUUGAUGACACAGUUAGAUAUACCUAGAAAUGGUUCUGGUUCAACAAACAUGUUUGAUACACCACGCCUGGCUAAUUCGUCGGCCACUUCGUUACCAUCGAUUCCUUGGUGGCCAGGUACCCAGAAUAUCAUUAAUUUAUUCCGAGUUGCCACUUAUUGUAAAGAUGUGAUGUACUCCCAGACCAGGGGUGGCAUUGCGCAUCUCGAAACGAAAGGUUUAUUGUAUUCAAGCUUGUAUUAAAAAGUCGAUUCGAAAUGGCUCCAUAAUCGGCCCUAUUCUGCGCGGCGUGUGACGUGAGACGACUAAUCUCACCUCACUCUACGUGACGUGCGACGCCCAUUUAACCGCAAUGGAGAAUCUCACCUCACCCGAGUCGACUCUUAGAAUCGAGCGAAAAAAGUCACGUAAAGUGAGGUGAGUUUAGUCACCUCACGUCACACGCCGCGCAGAAUAAGGCCGAAUGUCGCCCCAGUUUGGACUCACUUUUCGACGACCUUAAUGACAACAGUGCUGCUUGGUUUUCCGAGAAGAUUUUUGCGUGUCUGUAGUUUCGUGUAUAUUGCAUAUACCUCUGCCUGGAAAAGUGUAGGCCACAUUCCCAUUGAUAUCGCUUCUUUAAUUCUUGGUCCGUAGACUCCCGAGCUAAUCAGCUCACCCAUUUUAGAACCAUCCGUAUAGAAUGAUAUUGUACCUUGUGGUAGUAUGAGACCCCCUACAUCCCACAUCUAACGUCCACUAUGUGGACCUCAAACUUCGGUUUAGCCUCCAUUUUAUCUUGAACUGUAGUCAAGACAGGGUUUAGUUUAAGUUCCUUUAUUAUACUCAGGUGACCAUUUAAAUUCCUAUCAAAUAGUAGUUUACCCUUUAGCACUCAGAGAGCCAAGUCUCGCCUCCCUCAUAACAUGUUUGUGCAAUGAAGGUAGAUAAAGCAUGUUGAUUUCAUAGCGCCUGUGAUAGAGAGGCAGGCUAGCCUAUGAACUUUAGUUAGUUUAGUUUGGGCGGUCUUUUGCUUAACUUUGGGCCACCACACAAUGGAGGAAUAAGUUAAUCGUGGUCUUGCGAUGGUUGUGUAGGACCAGUAAGCCAACCUCGGUUUGAGACCCCAAGUUUUCCCGAAGAGUUUACUGCACGCCCACAGUGCUGUUGAUGCUUUAUUAACGGCGUAUGUCAGGUGCGAGUUCCAAUUCAGUUUUUUGUUUAGGUUAACACCUAGAUGUUUCGCUUUUUCUGCGUAGUUGAUUGUAGUUCCACUGAGCGUUGGGGGAUCCAAGUUCAGUUUUUUCAUAUUGGAAAACGGUACAAUAACCGUUUUUGCAGGGUUCACAUUGAGUCCCUUUUUGAAACACCAUGUCAUGAUGAACUUCAGGGCUAAUUGAAUCCGAUCACUUAGUACAGAUUCAUGUUUUCCCCUCACAAUUAGGAUGGUGUCAUCUGCAUAUCCAACAAUCUCGAAGCCCAUUUCAGUCAGAUCAUUGAGAAGAUCAUCGACCACUAGCGACCAGAGCAGUUGUGAUAGCACGCCUCUCUGACAGUGCUACGAAAUUUCAAAAUCAGUUACCUAUUUCUGCUUGCAUUUACCGAAACCGACAUUCAGAUUCACCGGCUCCCUCAUUCAUUCACUUUCCAACUGACUGAAAUUUCAUGCAGAAUCGAACGCUUGAGUGCAGAUGAAAUAUAAAUUCAUUCAUCAACCAAAGCAUUCAUUUGUUAUUAAGUCGACAGUUUGAAGGCAGAAGUUAGCAUCUUCUACAUUUUCGAGCAUAAGUGAAAUGCGUAAUCUAUAUCUGGUGCACUCUUGCUCAAUAAUCCCUCUCAGAGCAAGCAUAGAAAUAAAAUUCACUUUUGGGGUUUUCGAUUGAUUGACACCGGUGUAGUGGAGUGCACUGAAACUGCACCGUUUUUGCACUUUCUAGCAGAAGUGCAGAAAACUGGGUAUGUUCCAUUGACACUUCUGCUAGAAAGUGCAAAACCAGUGCAAUCCACUACACCGGUGUCAAUCAAUCGAAAAUCCCAUUUGCUUCUGAAAUCGAACAUGUCCGAACCAGACUGCGCUGCGCCGGGAGAACGAAUGGCGAGGGAAACGAACCAAACAUUUCAUUCAUCGCAGCGGGCAUGAAUUGAAUUUCGUUUUCUUUCAAGUUCACGCAGGGAUAUCAAAUUUUUUCAGCUCUGCUCCCUGGGGACAGCCUCUUUUGGCUGUUAUAGUUGCUUUCGUGUCUCCCAACGUUGCUGUGAUCUCUCGACUCCUGAGCAUUGCAAGAAUCCAUUCCCCUAUCGAUUUUUCCACUCCUCUUUUUGCUAGUGCCUUGCGAAUUUAUAUGUAGGACGUAUUAUCAAAAGCACCCCGACGUCUAGAAUUCGGCCACAUAUAAUACAUAUGUGUCUUAUUUCGUAUUUACAUAUAUAUAUAUCCUAGACGUCAAAUAAAUCAAUAAGGGCGGUUGCUGACAACUAUAUCUUGUGAUUCGGGUCGAAAAUCCUAUGAAACGAUUCGAACGUUACCGGCACGGCUCAUACGCACGAUAUUACCCAGCGAUUCGUCAUUUCGCUUCUGUUGCAUUAUCAUCGCUUGCACCUACGAACGGGAAAAUUUUUCCCGUACGGACAGACGAACGUUCCUCUUCCGUGGCUCAUGUCAAAUCGUCGCUGUUGUGCUAUCUUAUGACAAGCGCCAUUUAGCACAUUUCGAGAAAAACGAUUUUUAAAGUUUGAGAUUGAAUAUCUUGAAACUUAUAAAUGGUAUAAACAAUCCAAAGAAGACAAUGGAUGCUUCUAUCUGUUCUGCAUUAAUCUCUCAAAUAUUACGAAGAUCGGUUGACUAUGUUGCGAGUUUUUACUAUGAAUCAGAGUUUUUAAUAGUAGAGUUGCGUAAAGAGGAUUGGCAACAUUGGACCAAUCAUUGGUCUUUUUUAAAUUUUGGCAACCUUUUAUUUUUGGUUAAAUUUCAAAUGACUUCUCUCGAACGCUUCAGUUAGUUACUUUGUGCAUUUAAAAAUUUAAAAUUAAGUGUUUAGUUUUAUUUUGUAAAAAUCAGUACGAUAAAUAACAUCGUAUAAAGAAUAUAAGCUUUUUCCGGUUCACAACUGAUCCGCAACUAAGAACGAAAUGCAUUGAUUUUUGCCGCUUGCCGUCUGAUUGGGGUGUGACAAAAAAUAGUCGAAUUUGCAGCGUAUGAUAAAUUUGAAUAAGUACAUAUGUAUAAAUGGAAUGCGUCAAAGUUUUAGCUGCACUUUAACUAUGAGAAAUGCCUUCAUAUUUCCACUGUCGGUGGAAGAUUAUUAACACUACCCAGAGCUGUUCCGGUGUUUGAAAUAGUGCCAAAUUUGAAUAUCAGUGAACAUAUGUUUUUUUUAAUAAUUGCCAUUAAGUGAAAUAUUCCUGGUUUUGUAUAAUGUUAAUAUUACAUCAUUGAAUUUUCUCAUAAUUAUAAUCACAUAAUAACGAUACUCCCCACGCAUUCCAGCAUUGUUAUUCUUCGUGUCCGAUAGGUAGACAUUUUGAGUGUUCAAUAGGUAGAUUUGCUUCAGUCUUUGCGCAACUAUUCUUUAUAAACUGUGCUAUGAAUGUAAACAAAAGUCGCACUCACACGUGUCAUAGGCGUGUAUUGAUGACAAAAUUUGUAUGACGUGUCAUAAUCGUGCAUGGAAAAUAUUCCAUAGAAAAAAAUCAUCACUUUUUAACUUUUAUUCAUAUCUUUGAGUUCAUAUGGUCUAGAAACAUUCGGUGAAAUGCAUUUUAAAGGAAAUGAGUCAGGGAAUCUAGAAAAAAUGGUUAUUCUUGAUUACAGUGUUGCCAAACAUAUUUUAUUUCCAGUUCAAAACUAAAACUGUGUUUUUCUCACAACUCGUAUAAUUUUCUUUCGAAAAUGUUUAUGCUAUUGUGUUCCUCAGACAUUUUCACACAUAAAACCGUCUAAAACUUCAAUAUAACUUGAGCCAAUCCCUAGAUAUAGUGAUUUGAAGCAAAAAACUAACAAUUUCUCAUCAUGUUUCUAGCUAUAUCUAAGUAACCAAGUAGAAUUUCAAAAUUCUGAAAACGCCAAUUUGUAGAGAUUUUUCAAACAAGUAAUGUGGCAUAUCUAACUCAGUUUACCCCAAAAUGGCGUUUGUCAUAAGAUAGCACAACAGCGACGAAAUGAGAAAUGAUACCGAGGGUCUGUCUCAAAGGGAAGAAGAGCGUAUCCAAAACAGAAUUUGAUUUGACAAACAUAAAACAGAUUCAAGAUAAUCUGCCUAAGGUAUAUGCAUGAGUGUAUAAUAAUAUUAUUGGUGGCGAUGACCCUGGAAACCCCAAGAGGGCUGAAAGAACUAUUUUAUUUAUUCAGAUAAAUCUCGUUUUUCAUGCCAAAUUCUACCAGCAGCAGCAAUGAUCUUACUCAUCCUGUGUACAGAGUAGGCAUGGCCAUGAAGUAUAGUAUGACGCUUAUGAGUGUGAAGAUGAGGUCUGUGUUAGGAGAAGUCUUGCGCAAGCUUAUGAAAAUUGUAUUUGUUUUACCAUUUUUUGCAGAUUCACGAAUUUUUCAAUAUUGUACUAUUGAAACACACAAAAAAUUGAUAACAUUUUUUACAUGCAGUUAUCUGAAUCGAUUGGUGUUCGAAUUAUGAUCCAUCCAUCAAUCCAAAAUUUAUAAAACGUAAGCAAAAAUUUUGUCUGUUUUCCCACAUUUUUACAAUACGGAUUUUUCAAUGAUAUACAGUUGAAAUACCAAAAAAAAGAUUUUAAGUCGAUUUUUAAGUUUUCUACAUUUAUUACUCUAUAACAGUGCUACAGUCGUUAAAACUUAUGCGGGUCGAAUUUCAAAUUUUAGUUUUACACCUAGCCCAACCCUAUAAAGUCGAGUAAAGUAUUUUCAAUGCUAAAAUGCCUCAGCAGAAAUUUUUAAAACGAAACCACACUGUUGAAACUUCAAAAAGCGUCAUUCAAUUAAAAUACAUUUUUUGUGGGUCUUGUCUCGUUUAAAGCACAGAAAAAUCACAAGCAAGGGGACAGGAUACAUAUAUGAGCAACUAUUUCACAUUUCAGCUAAACGGACUGUACGUUGAUUUAGAGAACCAGAGAACGCGCCCUAUUCUCACAGUCACGUCACCUAGUGACUAGAAGAAAAUUUCCUUCUAGUCACCAAGUGACGUGACUGUGAGAAUGGGGCCCCAAUCUAGGGAAAUUAAAUGCAUUUAUUUCCAUCAAAAUAGAAAUUCAUAAUGUAUUUUGCGUUGCGUGCAAUCCCGAGCAAAGUCCAACAUCAAAAUUACAGCAAAUAGACAACAUAUUUUGAUAUCAAGCAUCAAAUUGAAAUCUUAUUUUGAUAUCAGUUUAAACUGUUUCAGAUAUGACAUCAUAUUUUGCUCUCAUUUUGAUGUGCUUACAUUUUUAGAAAAAAUUGUUUGUUUCUAUUUCUUUGACAAACAUCAAAUUGGUUACUUAUUUUGUUUUCAAUGAAAUAUUUCACCAUCUCAAUGAGUUUUCAAUUUGCUUUCACUGAUAGCAUAAAUAGUUUUAUGUUUGAUGUCAAUUUUUCUGCUUUCGAUUUUGAUCUUUUAACCGUUAAAACGACCAAAAUGAUAACAACCUGAGCAAUCAUUCCCUACUACAUCACAACAUCGAGUUGAGUUCUCAAUUUGUUAUCAGACUCUGCUCGGGAUGUUUUUGCGUUGCGUGCAAUGUUGUUUUGCGUUGCGUGUAAGACGUCAAAACCCUACAGAAAAACUAGCCCUACAUUUAACAAAACGUCGAACAAAGUGGAUCAGCGUAGGACGUUUGUUAAACAAACUUUUUUGCGAGGCAGUGCAAAGCUGAUGCAAAAAUGGAAAUUAAAUCCUUUUUUUUAAUUUGAUGCAAAUUUGUUAUACAUUCUUAGAGUGAUCUGCCCCUAGGCCCCAAUUCUUUAUGUGACGAAAAUAGUCGCCCGGGUUUUUCGUUGUUUUUGACCAGAAAUGCAAUUUUAGUUGGCGGAUGCCUUCUUUUCUUUCUUUUUUGACAGCAGAACGACCUGGAUAUUAGCGAAGACUACAUAUUACGAAGACUGAUAUCUCUUUCCUUCCCCCAUACAAACGAGAAGCGACAGAGGUUACAGCGCCUCUAUUGGAGGAAGGUAGGAAGCUUUAUGUAAAAGUGUAUAUGUGUGUGUGCAUCACUAUGGGAAGUACCACCUUUACCCGCAAGUGGCGUUGCUGUUACUGUCUCCAGAUUCUGGACAGAGUUGCCAGUCUUCUUGAUAUGCAGUCUUCGAUAUUAGGCAGUUCGUCCGCAUUUUUUUCGACAGGGAUAACACUGAUGCCAUUCAGGGAUGCCAUAUGGAAAUCUGUGCUUCAGCAAAAAAAAUCUGUAUUAUGUAUUAAAAAAAAAUCAUGAAAAUGGCAAAAAUUCGUCAUGUAUGAAAAAGAAUCUGUGACCAAAAAUUGGUCAAUAAAUCUGUGACAUUACAGAAAAAUCAGUGAUCCUGAUGGUAUCUUCUUCUUAAUUAUUUUUUGUAUUUGAAUCCGUUUUGAUUUACAUUUUAAGUGAUUUGGCCACUUGGCUCUGCAUCUUAAUUUUAGUCUAUAUAAUAUAUACUUAUGUUUAUGGACUUCCAAACGGCUUGACAGAUUGCCGUAAAAAUUUAUACAUAGUAGGCAUAUGUUAUGGAGCGUGUUUGUGUGCUCUAUUGGUUGGGUAAUAUCUGCCCGCCAAAUUGCGCCUCGGAACAAAUUGUGUUUUCCUUCUAUUUCGUUGAAAGUCUCAGCAACGCACGAUGGGUAUUAGCUAGUUACAUAUAUUUUCUUCUCUUUGUUUUCUUAGCCCUUUUUUGUAAUGUUUAAUCAUUUGUUGAGUUUUUGGAAGUUUUGAAUCAUCUUCGAGAUCUUAUUAAGAAUGUGCUGAAGCUUCAGUUUGUGUGUCUGGCCACAGCCCUACCAUACAGGGACCGCGUAUUCUAUGGCAAGGCAGAUGAUUUGUUUAUAGGCAGUCAUCUGGUUCCCCAGGCUCAAUUUAGGUAUUCUAAAUAUCGGCGGGUACAGAGAUCGGAUGAAUAUGUGACAUUCGAUGAUAAUUUUGUUAACAUAAGACAUGAAAAUCAGAUGUCUGUCGAGAGUCAUUCCUAGAGGUUAGAUAGAACAAGUCUUGGCGAAUUCGAAUGUGGGAAUGUGGCAGCUCGUGAAAUAUUUAGUCAGGGCAUCCAGGCCCAUCUGUAAUUUGUUCUUCAGAUCCUUGUAGAGGAUUGCUGUGACAGGACUCCAUCUCCCAGCAGGGGUGGGAUGUCAGAAGUGAAGAUGUUAUACAGAAUGGGCCUACGGAUACUUCUCUGGGGCACAUCUGCAGUGAUGAUUUUUUUCUGAAAGAACAUUUUUCUGGGACACCUGGAACGCUCUUUCUGAAAGACAAUUUUUGAUGAUCUUGAUAAGAUACGUUGGAAAAUUUUAUCGAUGCAGCUUAAACACAAUCCACACAUUGUCGAACGCCUUCUUUAGAAUUCCCAUUGCCGUCGCUUUAGAAACUGACUUGUUCCGCUGGAUGAUGUUGGUAACGCUGGUGAGUUGAUGGAUGGUGGAUCUUCCUUUACGAAACCCAAACUAUUCCUCAAGGAAAACACUACGCUCGUUGACAAAGGACAGAGCGCGUCUUUGGAUUGACUUCUCAAACAAUUUGGAGAGGGCAGGGAGCAAGCCGGUGAGUUAAUAACUUUUAGGAAUAGAAGGAUCUUACCCCGAUUUUAGUACUGGGAUAACUUUAGCUAACUUCCACGCUGAAGGGAAGUAACAAAACUUUCAGCACCGAUUAAAGAUUUUACCUAAGAUGGCAAAUGAGCUGGAUGUUCUGAUAAAAGCCAUCAACUCAUCCGCAGUGUCUCUUGUUUCCUCAGGGAUCAGACUGUCUGAUCGAUCAAUCUCGGCCAUGCCCUCAGCAAUGGCCCUGUCAUAUGGACUAUCUAUGCUUUGAUCGUUGAUGUUGGUGAUGAAAAGAUCCAGCAUUGAUCCGACUCCGUUGUGGGAGUAGAAGGUUGGAAAGUCUGGAGAAAGGAUGUUGUAGUGACCUAGGAGGUCAUCGCCGAGAAUGACGCCUUUGCGAUUCCUCCUGCUGUUUCUCUACAACUCAUGCUUAUCGUUCAGAUCACCGGCAAUGAUAUACUUGGAGUGUCGCCUAGUCAGGUUAAUGAUGUCGUUUUUCCAAACCCUUGCUGAACCAUCACGUUCAUUUACCAGCCUUAGACAAUAGAGCGCAAUGAACAUAAGAACCAGUUAUGUAUGCAACUAUGCUACUCUACAACAAUAAUUCACAUAACAUCUUGCCAUUGCUUGGUUUGACAGAAUUUCAAACAGCAAUGUAUGUUUUUAAUGCUUUGCAUAACCCAAUAGCGCAUAAUAAUUUACACUUCACCACAGGCACUCGUGUGUAUAGAACCAGGCAAGCCAAUAAUUUACAACGCUCCAGGGCCUCCACAAACCUUGGUCAAAAACGUAUUUCAUUUAUCGGGCCAACGGUCUGUAAUCGGCUUCCUACUGAAUAACCACAUAUAACAAAUCGCAUCCAAUUCGAAACAAGGCUGAAACAUUUAAAAGAAAUAAAACUAGAGAAUUUUUAAUAUAGAUUUAGUUAUUCACCAAAAAGUUUUCUUUAUGUGCAUUAUUUUAAUAAUAAUUAUACCUACUAGAAUUUAGAAAAAAAUACUUUCUGUGACUAUCAUAAAUACUAUAGCGGGCCCCUUAAAAGGAACAUCGUUCCACUGGGUGCUCGAUGCAGUUAUUUUUCUUGCAUUUAAGGUUGCACAGAGAAUGUACAAAAUUCGCAAACGAAAAAAGCAGUUUUUUUCCACACCGUAUGUCAGAUCUUCAUAAAAAUCAAUCAGCAGUACUGUAACAACAUUCUACACACGCUGAUUGAUUUUUAUGAAGAUCUGACAUACGGUGUGGAAAAAAACUGCUUUUUUCCUUUGCGAAUUUUGCGCAUUCUCUGUGCAACAUUAACUCUAAUAUCUUUAUUGUGCCGGUUAUUUGUGUUGCCUUUUUUGUCGCUGAGAACUGAUGUGUCCACUACCAGAAGGCUCUCUGUGCGAGCCUUUUGGUGUGGGGGUGAGAGGUGGGCCAUUUAAAUAAAAAACAUGAUAGCGCCUAUGGUUGUUUCGACUUUGAUGCCCGUAUCUUCAAUGAUGGCCAGCGAAAAUCAGGAUGCAUUUUGAACAUAAGUAUUUAAUGAACCAGGCUUGUUUUUUGCUCACACAAUGAGCCACAAAGAGCGAAAUACACCGAUUAAAAAUAGAGCAGCACAAAACACUGCGAUGUGCAGAACGACCGCACAAAGAGAAACUUGAAAACGAUAAAGAGUAAGAUCUGUGCACCAAGAGCUGCACAAUUUCGUUCAAAGAGUCACCUUGAAGAGCCACUUUUUUGUGCCUCCCCUCACUGGAAAGCAGGUAGGAAGGCGAAUCAAACUACAAUUCAGGCCGCCAUCUUGGAUUUCAAAAUGACACCAACCAUCAAUUUUCGCAUUGUUCUAAUCACUACAUUUCAAAUGACACCCAUAUUGAUGGUGGUUUUCAGUGUUUUGCGGUAACUGAAAGCCACCAUCUUGGAUUUCAAAAUGGCGUCAAUCAUCAAUUUUCGCCAUCUAAUCAUCUUUCAAAUAACACGCAUGAUGGUUUUCAGUGUUUGUUGGUAACCCGAAGCCGUCAUCUAGGAUUACAAAAUAGAGCGCUAAUCAUCAAAUUUCGCGUUCUACUAAUCACUAAAUUUCAAAUAACACCCAUAUUGAUGGUAGUUUUCAGUGUUUUGCAGUAAACUGGAAGCCGCCGUCUUGGAUUUCAAAAUGGCGCCAAACAUGAAUUUUCUACUAAUCACUACCUUUCAAAUGAUAUCCUCAUUGAUGGUGGUUUUAAGUGUUUUUUGGUAAACGGGAAGCCACAAUAAUGGAUUUCAAAAUUGCGCCACUUAUCAAUUUUCAGCUUCUACUAAUCAUUACCUUUUAUAUGACACCAAUAUUGAUGGCUGCUUUCAAUGUUUUGUGGUAACCAGGGGGGUGUCACUCCUGUCAUCCGCUAUUGAGAUAUACAUACUUUGACAGUAGUCAACAUAUUUUGGACCUACCCGCUUCUAGGCCCAUGUCGCCUGUGCAAUAGCAUUGGGUUGUUUUGAUUUUAACAAAGACAGAUGUUGGCUAGGACAAAAUGGCUCCUAGCAGGGGGCUGGUGGUAACCGUUAACUGCCAUCUUGGAUUUCAAAAUGGCCCCAAUCGUCAAUUUUCACUUUCUACUGCGAGUUAAUGGCAAAACCAAAAAGCAUCCAAAUUUUUGCUUAAGUUUAUUUGUCCUCUGCAAAAGUAAAUGUUUUUUCAAAAGCUAUCCAAUUUGGUAAUCUAUAAACCUCCAACGAAUAAACACAGAUAUUUACUUUAUCGAUAAUUAUGAACAAACCUGUGGAUCGCAUCAGUCAAUAAUACGUAUUCUAAGCUGAAAUAUCUCCUCCAUCAUUUUUUCGAUGCUUCUGAUUUUUUAAACAUUUGCUUCUCAUUUUUCGGGUCUAAUCCCAAUUUCAUCACAUGCUAGCUAAGGUUUCAAUGUGCCAAGUGGCAGCCAAAUUACCCACAACACUUUCGCGAAAUUUCGCCCUGACACAUUCUCUAUUGAAUUCGAAUAGUAAAAACAAAUCAAUUAACAGAAAAAAUGGAAACAUCCCACACCAAGCUAUAUGCACGCACGGAAACGGCAAAACUAAAACAAUGACAAAUAUCUCAACUGAUGAGGGUGGUACAUAUAUCUUUAGCGUGUAAGAUGAUGUCUAUAUUAAGGAUGGAACAUAAAUAAAUAAAAUCUAAUAAAAAACGAGAAACAAGAACCGGGAAAUUUCUAUUCAAUGUUAGAUUGUACCUUUUUGUAAUUUAUUAAAACUAAACAACAAGUGAGCAAGCAGCAAGACGAAGUAAAAUUUAUUAUAUUUCUAGUAUUAGGCGAUAAACUUGAGAAGUUUAACACGAAUCAAAGAUAUCAAACAACCUAUAUAUAAUAAUAGAAGAAAGGUAAUAGGGUUGGAGAGAAUUGAUUCACGAAGAUAAAUAGAUUAAGAACUAUCUGAAUCAAUUAUCGUCGAACCGAGGAAUAACGAUCAACAAACAAGGGAUUUUCACCGCGAUAGUAGAAAAGUAAGCAUUUGAUGGCUAGUGGCAUGAACGUACAGGCGAGGUUGGCGCAUGUUUCCCAGCAGCUGAAACUGUCUGGGAUGAAGUGAUUUAAAACCAAUACAUUGCAACUGGAAACACAAACAGCCGAGUGUGAAACUUAUGCUUGGAAUUAUUUUAUUGGAAAUAUUUAGUUAAACUAAUUUGUAAGACCUAGCAAAAGCGAGAAGGAAAUUCAGCAUACCAUUUGUUCACGAACAAAGCAAAAACAAACACCAUCGAAGCCAAUUGAACGUACGCAUAAUUGAUCUUCAUUAUAGUUGAAAAAUAGAGUAAAGCAUUGAUUAGAUAUUUUUGUGUUAGCAUUAAACAUCAAUCACACAAACUCGUCCGUAGGUUUCUGUUCUGAUACUAAGGUAUUUAUUUUGCUAAUACAUUGAAUUCUGGUAAACUAUAUAACUGCACCUAUCAAACUUCCAUACUUAUUUGUUGGAUUUCUUUUCACGUUAAGGCAAACAAAAAAAGUGAAGGAAAAAUGUAAGCAUGUAGAAUAUAAUAAACUGUUUCAAGUUUAGAUUAA
Messenger RNA from Topomyia yanbarensis, 20092 nucleotides. It is a transcript of the gene AGO1, whose product is annotated as protein argonaute-2. Lineage: Eukaryota; Metazoa; Arthropoda; Insecta; Diptera; Culicidae. The transcript is spliced from 13 exons. The record is from RefSeq and is a predicted model, not a curated record. Bases 629 to 3505 code for a protein of 958 amino acids. Gene Ontology annotation, molecular function: RNA binding; protein binding.